Molecule: messenger RNA, 2796 nt
Organism: Aedes albopictus (Asian tiger mosquito)
Lineage: Eukaryota; Metazoa; Arthropoda; Insecta; Diptera; Culicidae
Exons: 1
Coding region: 1-2796 (931 amino acids)
Source: RefSeq, a predicted model, not a curated record
AUGUCACCGAUCGUUGGAGCAACCAAGGCGCCGUCGAUGAGGGCUUUGACGGCAAGGCUGAAGGAGAUCCAGUUGAACUUCAACGACAUCUACCGCUUCGCUCAGGCAUUUUCCGAUGCCAACAGUGGUACUGAAGUGGAAAUUCGCAUGGGAAAACUGGAUGAGCUGUGGGAUGCCUACAGCGAAACCAUGGUGGAGAUCUACGCACACGAGGACUACAAUCCCGAAAAGGCUUCGUUGGAGAAGGAACGUGUGGAGUUCAGCGACCAAUACUACCAGAUCAAGUCCUUCCUUAUGGACAAGAUCAAGGAGCUUCAGAAACCUUCGAUUCUGGAGCAGCCUGUUCGUGCUGCUGAUGGAGCACCAUCGAACACCAGCGAUCACGUCCGUCUGCCGCAGAUCAAACUGCAGACGUUCAACGGCGAUAUCGACGAUUGGCUGAGCUUCCGCGACCUAUUCACGUCGCUCAUCCACUGGAAGGUGGAUCUACCGGAAGUGGAAAAAUUCCACUAUUUGAAGGGCUGUCUCCAGGGUGAACCCAAGGCCCUGAUUGAUCCUCUUCCAAUCACGAAGGCCAACUACCAGGUGGCAUGGAACUCGCUGCUGAAGCGCUACAAUAAUAGCAAGCAGCUAAGGAAGCCGCAGGUGCCAGGACUCUUCAAACUGCCCACACUUUCCAAGGAAUCCGGAGCCGAGCUACACAUCCUAGUAGAAGGCUUCGAACGAAUCGUGCAGACCCUGGACCAGGUCGUUCAACCGAACGAAUACAAGGAUCUUCUGUUGGUGAACAUCCUUACAGCACGAUUGGACCCGGUCACGCGUAGGGGGUGGGAAGAAGUGUCAUCCACGAAGGCGCAGGACACCCUAGAGGAUUUGUUCGAGUUUCUGCGGCGUCGAAUCCAGGUUUUGGAUAGUCUUCCACCGAAAUCCACCGAUACUAGGGGUGUCGGUCAGCAGCAACAACAACCAAAAUCGAGGCAACCAUCCAUGAAGGCCAGCUACAGUUCUUCCCAAUCUACCCAGGCGUCUAGGGGACGCUGCGUUGCAUGCUCAUCGGAUCAUUUCCUCUUCCAGUGCAACGAGUUUCAACGGAUGACAGUAUCCAACAGGGAUGGUCUCCUGAGGUCCCAUGGCCUGUGUCGGAACUGUUUCAGAGUGGGACAUCAGGCUAAGGAAUGCCAAUCCAAAUACUCCUGUCGAAACUGUAAGGGGCGUCACCAUACCCUGGUCUGUUUCAAGCAGGAGAAGGAAAAGGAACCCAAGGUUGCGACAGUUGCUGGGGGCAACAAGCCGUCGAAUUCCAAGGAACAACAAGAAUCCAACUCCCAAGUGGCUAAUGUGGCAGCCACGGAAACUGCAGUAUCCGCUGCAGCACACCAACAUCCAACACAGGUUCUUCUAGCAACAACAGUUGUAAUGAUCGAGGAUGACGUUGGCAAUCGCUUCCCCGCUCGUGCACUGCUGGAUUCCGGAUCCGAAAGUAAUUUUAUUACUCAGCGAUUGGGUCAACGGUUACAAGUCCAUCGAGAUCGGGUAGAUAUUUCGGUGGCAGGAAUUGGCCAAGCAGCUACCAAGGUUCGGCAACGGAUUCAUGCGGUUCUUCGGUCACGAGUUUCCGACUUUUCUCGUGAGUUAGGCUUCCUAGUUCUUCCAAGGGUAACAGUUAACCUCCCAACAACUGCUAUCAACACCAAUGGAUGGAAUCUUCCAAGUGGGAUUCAACUGGCGGAUCCCACCUUCUUCGAAUCGAGCGUGGUAGACCUCGUGCUCGGUAUCGAGUGUUUUUUCGAGUUUUUCGAAUCCGGAAGGAGGAUUUCCCUAGGGGAGCAACUCCCAGCCCUGACCGAGUCCGUGUUCGGUUGGGUAGUCAGCGGCGGUAUUUCGGUUCCAGCUCGUUCCCUACACAUCAGCUGCAACGUUUCCACGCUGGACAAUUUGGAAAUUCUGAUCACUCGCUUUUGGUCCUGCGAGGAAGUAGGGACAGGCAAGGCUUAUUCACCAGAGGAGGUACGUUGCGAGAAAUGGUUCUCCAGCACGGUUCAACGGGAGCCUAGCGGUCGGUACACGGUUGCUUUACCAAGGACGGAAGAUGCUGUGUUACGAUUAGGCGAAUCGAGGGACAUAGCAUUCCGGAGACUCCACGGGACCGAAAGAAGAUUGGCUCGGGACUCAUCGCUCCGAGAACAGUACGUUGCGUUUAUGGCGGAAUAUCUCGAUCUAGGACACAUGAGAUUGAUAGACGAGGCUUCGGAGACUUCAAUCAAACGGUGCUACUUGCCACACCAUCCCGUGGUAAAAGAAGCUUCAACCACAACGAAGGUUCGGGUAGUGUUUGAUGCUUCGUGCAAAACGGCAACAGGAGUCUCACUAAACGACGUGCUACUGGUGGGGCCGGUAGUUCAGGAAGAUCUUCGAUCCAUAAUCCUCCGCUGUCGGACCAAGCAAAUCAUGUUGGUGUCGGAUGUGGAAAAAAUGUUUCGGCAAAUCAUCGUCCGUCCAGAAGAUCGCCCGCUGCAGUGUAUUCUCUGGAGAAACUCACCAUCGGAAGACGUUCAUACGUUUGAGCUGAACACAGUGACGUACGGAACGAAGCCAGCACCCUUUUUGGCCACAAGGACACUUCGGCAGCUCGCACUGGAUGAGGAAGGAAGAUUUCCGCUCGCGGCACGAGCGGCCAUGGAAGACACCUAUAUGGAUGACGUCAUCACGGGUGCGAACGAUGUGGAAACCGCCACGGAGUUGCAAGGGCAGCUAAAUACGAUGUUGUCAGGAGGAGGAUUUCAACUACGGAAAUGA